Lotus japonicus is the source of this 1771-nucleotide messenger RNA. RefSeq names its product fatty acyl-CoA reductase 3-like. The record is from RefSeq and is a predicted model, not a curated record. NCBI's taxonomy places the organism in Eukaryota, Viridiplantae, Streptophyta, Magnoliopsida, Fabales, Fabaceae. Gene Ontology annotation, cellular component: intracellular membrane-bounded organelle. Gene Ontology annotation, molecular function: alcohol-forming very long-chain fatty acyl-CoA reductase (NADP+) activity. The transcript is spliced from 10 exons. Bases 93 to 1568 code for a protein of 491 amino acids. Gene Ontology annotation, biological process: suberin biosynthetic process; long-chain fatty-acyl-CoA metabolic process.
UGCAUUUCACCAACAGCGUUGUGUGUCCUUUUGUUUCAUCUGAAGAACCACUUUCAAAUUCAUCUCCCUCUCAUAAUUCAAUUUUCUCUCCAAUGGAAUUGGGAAGCAUAAUGCACUUCCUUGAGGACAAGACCAUUUUGGUCACCGGUGCAACUGGCUUCCUCGCAAAAAUUUUUGUUGAAAAGAUACUCAGAGUUCAACCAAAUGUUAAGAAACUUUAUCUUCUUCUGAGAGCCACAGAUGCUGAGUCUGCUACUCAACGCUUACACAAUGAGAUCAUAGGGAAGGACUUGUUUAGAUUGCUGAAGGAAAAUCUGGGGUCAAAAUUCAAUUCCUUUGUCUCUGAAAAGAUGACUUUGGUGCCUGGGGACAUUUCUUAUGAGGACUUGAAUUUGAAGGACUACAUUCUGAGGGAAAAGAUUUGCAAUGAAACAGAUGUCAUAGUUAAUUUAGCUGCAACAACUAACUUUGAUGAAAGAUAUGAUGUUGCAUUGGGUAUAAAUACAUUAGGAGUUAAGCAUGUUUUGAGCUUCGCCAAAAAAUGUAUUAAACUAAAGGUGCUUCUCCACGUAUCAACAGCAUUUAUAUGUGGUGAGAGACGAGGGCUGAUAGUAGAGGAUCCACACCCGUAUGGUGCGUCACUUAAUGGAGUGCCAGGACUAGACAUUGACACAGAAAAGAGACUGGUCCAGAAGACAUUGAAUCAGCUUCUAGAAGAGGGAGCCACAAAAUAUGAAAUAGAAGUGGCUAUGAAGAACUUGGGUAUCAAAAGAGCAACUCUAUAUGGAUGGCCAAACACUUAUGUUUUUACCAAGGCAAUGGGAGAAAUGCUUGUAGAAACUUUGAAGGGAAACAUGUCCGUUGUUAUUGUACGUCCCACGAUCGUUACUAGCACUUUCAAAGAACCUUUCCCUGGUUGGGUUGAAGGUUUAAGAACCAUAGACAGCUUAAUUGUUGCUUAUGGUAAAGGAAAACUAACAUGCUUCGCUGCGGAUCUUAAGGCAGUUUUCGACGUGAUACCAGCUGACAUGGUGGUUAAUGCAAUGCUUGUUGCAAUGGUGGCUCAUGCAAAUCAACCAGAUGAUAUCAUAUAUCAUGUGGGUUCCUCUGUUAGAAAUCCAGUUAGAUACGGAAAUCUCCUUGACUACUGCUUAAGAUAUUUCACAGAAAAACCUUUACUAAACAAGGAUGGAAAUCCAGUCAAGGUUGGCAAAAUUACCAUGUUGGGCAACAUGACUAGCUUCCACAGAUACAUGUUCAUCCGUUACUUGCUUCCAUUCAAGGGACUAGAGCUGGCCAAUGCAGUGUUAUGCAAGUAUUUUCAAGAAAUGUACCUUGACCUCAGCAGUAAGAUCCGUACUGUAAUGCGGUUGGCUGACCUGUACCAGCCUUACCUGUUCUUCCAUGGCAUAUUUGAUAAUAUGAAUACAGAGAAGUUGCAAUCAGCUGCAAGACAAGGAGGGGUAGAGAUGGAUGUGUUUUACUUUGACCCGAAAAUGAUUGAUUGGGAGGACUACUUCAUGAAUAUCCAUUUUCCUGGUACCAUCAAGUACGCCUUCAAGCGAUGAUAUGUAAUUACAUAGUACCCUGCAUUGGCCAUUGGAGCUUUCUGUGUCUUAUCAAGAUUGAAGUUUAUUUUCACUCAAUUAAACUUGUUCUAGCUAUUGAUAAGUUGGUCUGUUACAAAUUAUCAAUAUUGUAUUGGUGUUUUAUGUAUGUGUCAAACUCUUGAUUUAUUCAGUGAUUCAAAUAUUUCAUAUUUUACUUUUAA